CUGCAAUGCGAUUGGGCGACUCGAUAAGGGAGGCGUGGCUAAACCUCUGUGUUUAUGUGGCUGCCUGUCCUACGGAGUAACAACAGGCUCUCCGCGAUGUGAAAUUCUCGAUGGAAACAGUUAACGUUUGGUUCCGCUUGCUAACAUCCCGGUAUUAUGCACGAGCCUCUGCUAUGGGGCGUCAGUAGAGGCUGAAAGACGGAAGAAAACAAGGAAAACGCCGGAAUGGCGGGCGCCUUUAGCUUCAAAGGCUGCCAGAAAAUUCGAGGUCCGCAGAUAAGGAGCCUGCUGGAGGCGAAGGACUUCUUCCUCUUCGACUGCGACGGGGUCAUCUGGCACGGAGAGAACGCCAUCACCGGCGCCGCCAAGGUGGUCAACGCGCUCGUCCGCCACGGGAAAAACGUGGUGUUCGUCACCAACAACUCCACCAGGCCGCGGGAGAAUUACGUGCACAAGUUCUCCCGGCUGGGCUUCGCCGACGUGAUGCUGGAGCAGAUCUUCAGCUCGUCGUACUGCUCGGCUCUGUACCUGAGAGACGUGGUGAAGAUCUGCGGGCAGGUGUUCGUCAUCGGCUGCGAGGGGCUGCGCAGGGAGCUGCAGGAGGCGGGCAUCCCCUGCCUGGAGGAGACCGACGACCCCGACGCCACCAUCUACGACUGCGCCCUGGCUGCAGAUGUGAAGGCGGUGCUGGUGGGGCACGACGACAAACUGACCUUCCUCAAACUGGCCAAAGCCUCGUGCUACCUGAAGGACCCGGACUGCCUGUUCCUGGCCACCGACAACGACCCCUGGCAUCCGCUGUCCAGUGGAAGGAUCCUGCCAGGUUGUGGGUCCCUCAUGGCAGCCCUCGAGGUCGCUUCGGGCCGCAAAGCCACCGUGAUCGGCAAGCCCAGCCGCUUCAUGUUCGAGUGCAUCUCCAGCCAGUUCAAGGGGUUGGAGCCGGCCCAGUGUUUGAUGGUCGGGGACCGGCUGGAGACGGACAUGCUGUUCGGCUUCAACUGCGGCCUGGACACCAUGCUCACGCUCACCGGCGUGUCUCAGAUGGAGGACGCGCAGGAGUACAGGAAUAGUGACCUGAGCACCAACCACAGCCUCGUGCCUGACUAUGUGGUGGACACAAUUGCUGAUUUUCUACCAGCCUUUGAGGAACUGGAGGAAGAAAGCAAUUGAUACGUGGUUUUCACCGACCUCCGGUAGGAUUCAGCGCUGAAUCUGGCAUGCAAACAAAAUUCGUCCUAAAUAUAACGGCACUUGUUCUUAUAGCGGGGAGGACGAGUUGAAGAUAUUCUCCGCUGAAUUAAUCCGUCACUUGUGCAUCCUUGUGUUCCUUCUUGUCCUUGUGGCCAUUUGUGACUUGACUGUUUGCUGUGCUUAACCAGUAUUUUGCUGUCAGUUGUGUUAGAUUUUCGGGGAUUUGCAGCCUAAAGGAUUUGUUUAAAUCCAUGAAUUCUUUUCUAAAUUCAUGUGUCGUUUUGCCAAAAUAUGUCCAAAAGCAGAGGACGUGCGUGUUUGGCUGACGUGUGAACUUUCUAGAAUAAAAAGAGCUUUUGUCAGGUCUGAAGAGACAAAGCUGACAAACACAAAAGGGUUCAUUCACUUUUGGCCUCUUUGUCACGUCUGUACUACUUGUGCCAAUCCAUGCGGGUAAUGAACGGCUCCCAGAAGCUGCUAGUCUUAUUGCACUGAUGUGGAUUUUGAAUAUUGUGAAUGUUUACCCUCUAGAGCAUGACUUCUGAAAAUAAACACCUCAAAGUAUCCUAAUUACUGCUUCUAUUUAACAAGGAUGAGCUGCCGUUCCUCUGAAUGUCCGUGUGCUUUUAAAGGAUGGACGUCAGAACAGAAGAACACGUCAAAAUAAGAUGGUUAUUAAAUCUUUUAAUGUUCACACGAAAGCAUGAGCUGCCAUAAGAUUGUAGGUAACUCUGCAUUUACCGCAGUGAUGGACAUGAACCUCCCUGGAUUUAAAGGUAAAACCUGAACAAAAAGGGAAUGAAAUGCUUUGCAAAUGUGUUUUCAUGGUGAACUGGACAAAUAUUGUGAAAUUUUAAGGAUUUUUAAAGAUCUGUAAGGUUUGCUUUUGUUAUUGCAGUGAACACAUCUGAAGUUUUAAUUACAAACAAAAAAACCGUCCUUAUGUACAUUUGAAGAGGAUGCUUGAAAUAUUUUAUUCUAAAGUGUUUGAACUGAGGGUUAAAGACACGGAGCGGCUGCAGAAGCUGAUUCUCAUCACUCGGGUCCACCGCGCUGCAGGGCAAACAAAAAAAAGAAACAAAUGAAGACUUGUCUUUUUCUUUUGUAGAAGAAAAACUUACAAUUCUGGACAACAUUCAAGUUUUUAAUAAAUUGAUCUGCAUUAAAAUGAAGUUGAAUCAGU
Oryzias latipes (Japanese medaka) is the source of this 2374-nucleotide messenger RNA. RefSeq names its product pyridoxal (pyridoxine, vitamin B6) phosphatase (gene pdxp). Gene Ontology annotation, molecular function: phosphatase activity. NCBI's taxonomy places the organism in Eukaryota, Metazoa, Chordata, Actinopteri, Beloniformes, Adrianichthyidae. The record is from RefSeq and is a predicted model, not a curated record. Gene Ontology annotation, cellular component: cytosol; cytoplasm.